This is a messenger RNA of Micromonas pusilla CCMP1545, 4365 nucleotides long. RefSeq lists its product as uncharacterized. Gene Ontology annotation, cellular component: cytosol. The coding region runs from base 1 to 4365 and encodes 1454 amino acids. The record is from RefSeq and is a predicted model, not a curated record. Gene Ontology annotation, biological process: tRNA methylation. Lineage: Eukaryota; Viridiplantae; Chlorophyta; Mamiellophyceae; Mamiellales; Mamiellaceae. The transcript is spliced from 5 exons.
AUGGCGUCCGGGAUCGGCGCGAAGCAGCAGCGGCGGAAGCGCUACUCCGAGGCCGGCGUCGUGUUCACGGAGGCGUACGUCGCGCGGGUAUCGUCGCUGCCCGGCGACGCGUCCGACGACGACGACGACGUCGAUGUCGGCGCCGCCGCAUCCGCGUCCGAGAGCGCGCGCGCGUUCAAGCGCGCGCUGCGAGCGUUCACGCGCCUCGGGUCCACGUUCGCGGAGGUGGAGGCGCUCAGGGCGCUCGUGGACGCGCUCGUCCUCCUCGCCAACGGCGGGCGCGCGACGAAGAGCGCGCGUCGCGACCGUCGCGCCGGGACGUCGUCGUCGUCGUCGAUCGCCGUCGACGCCGACGACGACGACGACGCCGAGCUCGAGCCGGACGCCGCGUUCGCGCCGGGCGUCGCGACGUUCCUCGCGCUCAUCUUCCUCGAGAACUCGCGACCGCUGCACCGAUACGUCAUCACGUCGCUCCGGAGGUUCCCCCCGCGCGCGCGCGCGGUCGCGGAGGAGGCGCUCGGAUCGGAGAUUCUCGCCGCGGUCGCGGAGGCGCGCGAGCGCGGGUCCGAUCCCGACAAUCGCAAUCCCGGCGGCGGCGGCGGCGGCGGCGCGAGGAUGCUGCGAUGCGCGACCGCGCUCGCGAGCGUGAACGGGCGCCAGCCGCAGACGGGGAUGGAGCAGCGCGUGCUUCGAAGGGGCGCGGUGCCCAUCGCCGCGCUCGUCGCCGAAGGCGCGUCUUCCCGACGCGUCGACGCGAUGAUCGACGAGGCGCUGAGCGGCAGGCACGUCCCUCCCGCGGAGAUGGAGGUGGCGCACGACGCCAUCUCGAUCGCGUACUGUCUCCUUCACAGGCACGGCGACGUCUUCAUCGGCGCCGGCGGCGGCGCAGAAGACUCGAUUUCGAAUCCAAAAACGACAGCCCCCGCCGCCUCCGCCGCCGCCGCCGCGUUCGCGGACUUGGUCCUCGCGUUGACGCGGUCGCUGCGAGAGCGCGCGCUGUCCAGAGAGGCGGCGAUAUCCGCGGGGGUGUCGAUCGCCGCCGCCGCGGGCGUGGGCGCGACGCCCGCGGCGCACGCGGCCGUCCUCGCGGACGCGUUCUUCCCGCGGCGUGACGACGAAGACGGUGGCGGCGGCGGCGGCGGCGCGGCGCCGAGUGGGACGAGCUUGCGCGAGCAGGCGGCGACGUUCACGCCGUUCGGAAGGCUCGCCGCGGUGCGAGGGAUCCUCACCGCGGCGUCCGCGGCGGCUCUUGUCGCGCCGAUGCCGACGCGUCGUCGUCGGACAGACGCGAAAAUAGAGGAUGAAACGCACGAAUCGUGGACGUUAUUGUACGACGGCGCUCUCCCCGCGGUGUGCGACGCGAUGGAGAAGCCGAGGGACUCGCACUACAAGUUUCACGCCUCGGCGGCGUUGAAAGCGUCGCUGCAGCGCGCGAGCGCGAUCGCGACCGCCGAGGUGGCGGACGCGACCGCGACCGCGAGCGUUGUAAUGUCGGACAAGUUGUCCGACAGAGUGCUCGGCAUCCUGUGGGCGAACUGGGAAGACCCGCUGUCGCAGACGGUGAAGGAAGUCCAAGCCGCGUUCGAGCACUUACUCGACGUCAAGAGCAUUUUCGACCGCCGCCGCGCGAACGCGAACGCGAACGCGAACACAAAAACGCCACACGAUGAUGCGUUUCUCAUCGCCGCGACGCGGCAGCUCCUGAACAAGGGCGCGCACUGCAAGGGGCGGUACGUCCCCCUCUCCGUCGCGACGCGGCGUCUGGGCGCCCGGAGGCUCCUCGCAGUCGCGCCCGAGUUGCUCGCGGAGACGCUCGACGCGAUGCGCGACGACUCCGUGAGCUGCGCCGCGGGGACGCUCGUCGCCGCGCUCAGCGCGAAGCUCCUGGAGGAGAUGGAGGAGGAGGAGGAGCGCGCGGCGAACGGCGGCGGCGGCGACGACGACGACGCGUCCGCGUCCGCAUCCGCGACCGCGCCGGAGGGCGAUUCGAAAAAACGAAAAAACGAAAAAACGAAGAAAAAACUCGGCGGGACCACCCGGGGGCCGAUGGGCGGCGGCCCAGACGUCGUGUGCUUCGGCCGCGGCGGCGGGAAGGCUGUCACGGCGUGGCGCGCGUGGUGGGUCCCGCCGUUACUGAAGACGAUGCUCGGCGAAGGACGAGCGCGCGUCGGCGCGGUGACCUACGCGCUGCCGCCGCUUCUGAAGCGAGACGGCGCGUCAAUCGUGCCGCUUUUGAAACAUCUCGUGGACGAGAAGCCGCCACGUGGAUUGAACGAAUCAGACGACGCCGCGUGGAGCGAGCGGCGCAGCGGCGCGCUCGUCGCGCUGCUGCGCGCGGCGCGAGCGCGAGCGCUGCUCGACCCGGCGUGCGUGGCGAGGGUCUCCCCCGUCGUGUUCGCCGCCGGCGGCUACGACGGCCCCUCGUUUGAAGUCCCUCGCGAGCUCCUCGAGCGCGCGGUCGUGUGCCGUGACGCGCGGACGCGCUGCGACGCGCUCGAACUCGUGUGCCUCGACGGCCGCACCGCGUCGUUGCCCGGCGAUUUAGAGCUCGACUUGCUAAAGUCGGCGUUGCCGGGGUGUCUCAGAGGAGAUUCGGCGGCGUUUCGAAACGCGCUCGGGUCGAUGCUGCGCGGGCUGCUCGCGCGCGUGAAGACCGGGCAGCUGCGAGCGGCGGUGAUGAUACGCCAGAUCUCGCGUCGACGGGCUGUGUUCGGCGAUGAGAAACCGCCGGAUGAUGUGCGUUACGGUGGCAAAGGCGCCGCGGCGUUCACCCCCGAGGAAGCCGACGCGUUCAUCCUCCGCGCCGUCGCGUGCGAAAAAUGGACGAAAUGGCUCGUGCGCGCGCUCCUCGCGAGCGCGUACCCCGGCGCGCCGUACGAGAGAAAAUUCACCGCGCUGGACCUCCUCAACGCGGUCGUCGAAACGUGGGGCGUCGCGGAAGGCGGCGAGGACCGAGCGCAGCACGAGCGAUCGGAGAGCACGAAGCGCGCGAUGGAAAAAGCCGCCGCCGGGGACCCCGCCGCGGAGCUCGCCGCGCGCGCGCUCGAGGCGAGCCCGUAUCUUCCCUGCCUGCGCGAGGACUGCACGACGUCGCUCCUCGGCGCGGCGGUGGACUCGUGGGAUAAGCUGCGCGCGAGCGCGUUCAGUUUGCUUCAGAGGCAUCCCGCGCCGCUCGCGGGCGCGGAGACGCCGACGGCGCUCGAGUCGCGAUUGCGGUGGGCGUUGAAAUUGCUGCGGUCGCCGCGCGCGCGCGAGUCCGACGCCGCGGCGCAGCUGACGCGUUUGCUAUUCCGGAAGUACGCGUUAGAUUUAGGAUGGGACGUGAAGCUCGCGCCGGUUCCGAGCGCGACGACGCCGGCGGAGGGGGCGACGCGGGCGUCCGCGGGCGCGACCGCGACGCGCGUGUUGGACAACAUGUGCGACCUGAUCGAGAACGAGUGCGAGCUCGCGGAGAAAGACAUGAUGACCGCGUGUCGACAGAGCCUCGCGCACGGCGCGCUCCUCGCGACGCGGUACGUCCUCGCGGAGAUUCCGUUCGUCGCCGCGAGCGUCGAGGAGAGCGCCGAAAUGAAGGCUUGCCUCGCGCGUUUGCUGUCGCUGCUCGAGCGCGUCACCGGCGUCGCGUUGAGUUCUAUCUCGACCCCGAGCGGCGCUCUCAUCGCCGCCGAGUCGCGAGAGAUCAACCCCGACACCCUCGGCGGCGGUUCCGACCAGGGCGCGGCGGCCGCGGCAGCCGCCGCCGCGGGCGGAGCGUACGACGACGACGACGACGACGUGAGCGGCGAUGAUGACCUGGAUGCUGACGUGGACCAAUCAGAGGAUGGCGGCGUAACGCUCGCCCCGAAAGCGCAGACGAUCGUCACCGCGUGUUGGCUCACGAUGAAAGAGGUGUCCCUCCUCACCGGGGAGCUCGCGCGCGUCGUGCCUCUGCCCGGCGGCGCGAACCGCCACGGCGACGGCGGCGACGGCGGCGGCGGCGGCGACGGCGACGCCGCGCGCGACGCCGACGCCGGCCUCCUCGAUCCGUCGCAGCUCAAAGCCGCGGGCGAGCGCUUGAUCCGGACGAUUCUCGUCAUGAAACACAACGGCGCGAUCGAGAAGACGCGCGUCGGUCUCGCGUGCCUCGGCGAGCGUCUCCUCCGGUCGUCGCGACGCGAGCUCAGCGAACUCCCCGGGGCGUGGCUCGAAGCGCUGUUCGAGCGGCUGCGGGCGCCCGGGCAGGGCGUCGCGGAUUUGAUACGACGAAGCGCGGGGAUUCCGGCUGGAUUCAUGGCUGUUUUUUCGGCGGAGCCGCCGGGAGUGCCGCGGGCGUUGCUGCACGACGCGAUGAGACGGUUGCUCGACAUCGCGGUGGGUGUACUUUGA